This is a messenger RNA of Durio zibethinus, 1390 nucleotides long. The record is from RefSeq and is a predicted model, not a curated record. Lineage: Eukaryota; Viridiplantae; Streptophyta; Magnoliopsida; Malvales; Malvaceae.
UAUUGAUAUGUCAAAUAAAAGAUGAAAAAUAUGGAAAUAAAGUUCAUUGAAUUUCAUUGGAAAUUUCCCCUUUCUACUGUUUUUUUUUCCCACUUGCACCUUUUUUAUUGUUAUGUUCCAUUUCUUGUUUAGUUAAUUAUGAUCGAUACAUGCUGAAUAAAAUCUUCAAUAAGGGUUUUUCCUAUUUUGUUUCUCUAGUCCACCCAUGGAGUCUGUUAUUUGUAGUUUUUUUUUUUUUAAUUCAAUUUUUUCAAACCUCUAACAGUGAUAACUUUCUCGUUUAGGGUAUCUUUGCUGGGGAAUCUAAGGUGAGUUGGCUGUGGAAUUCUAAUAAGGUUUUGAUAGAAAAAGAAAGAAGAGAGAAGAAAAGUUAUAUUGAUUGGAGUUAUUGUAGAGGAUUGAUGUGAUUGCUUUCAGUCCAUAAUUAUAUCUGUCAGCCAACGGCUCUUCAUCGCUUUGUCUCACCUUUUUCCAGUGUAUUUUGGCUUUUAGGGCCAAAUAAGAUGACGGGUGAAACCAAUGCCACAGGGUUUGGCGACACGACUUACACCAAGAUCUUUGUCGGAGGUUUGGCUUGGGAGACUAAAAGAGAUACCCUAAGGCGUUAUUUCGAGCAGUUCGGAGAGAUACUAGAAGCUGUGGUUAUCAAUGAUAGAAGUACAGGAAGAUCAAAAGGUUAUGGCUUUGUAACAUUUAAGGAUGCGGAUUCGGCGAUGAGGGCUUGCUAUGAUCCAUUUCCUGUGAUUGAUGGAAGAAGAGCAAACUGUAAUCUUGCAUUUUUUGGUGCUCAAAAGAAUCGUCCAACUUCUGCCUCUCAGCAUGGGAUGGAGAAAUUUAGCCCGCCACCUCGAGUCAUGGCACCAUCCAGUACCGGUACUCCGGCAUUUUACCGUCAACUCAUCCCGCAAUAUGCAUUUCCUUAUUCAGCUUAUGGGUAUCCUGGUUACACACAAGACAUUUAUUCAAUGAACUAUUACAAUGCCUAUGGAGGGCAGCAGUUCCCAUCCCAUUACACCACUGGGACAUCCGGAUCACCUGGAGCCUACUUAAGUUACUUCCCACUCUAUCCCCAACAUGGACAGAGCAGCCCAAGUCAGUAUCCGAAAAUCACCCAGUACCCUUACUCGUCUGGGCAAUACCGUGCAUUUGGGACCUUGACACUUCCUCCAGUAGCCUCUCCAUCAUCGCUUGCUGCCACCGCUGGACCAGCCACAUCAGAAGUUUCCGGCAUACCAGGAACUGCCUCUGCACAAAAUUCAUCAGUGUAAUGCCAGUGAUUAGAAUCAGUAGAAACAGUGGAAAUGAUACUCUCUACAAGCUGAAAACAAAGGGACGGGGUUUUACAUUUUCUUUUUUUCACAAAAAUCACGCCUCAAUGGCAAAGACUAGA